AUUCUACAAGCGAUGGUUUGAAGUGUUGAUAGAAAAUUUUCUACUUCUUAUUCAGAUAGGAACGAAACAGUAGUAUGUGUCUAGUAUUUGUUUGUUCACAUUAAUUCGAUGGAUCUGGUCGUCAAUGUUUAUUUGGCUUAUUUGAAGUUAUAUAAAGAAGAAUGGAGUGUGGUGCUUGCAUGAAUGUUACAGCCCAGCAGUUUCUACAUAAUUUGGAGGCCGAAAAGUUGGAAACUGUUGUGUUUGAUGACGUUCUCAUAUGUUAUUCAAAUAAUAACAAAGUUGUAGGGUCAUAUGAGUGUCGAGUUACGAAUAAGGAUCUAGAUAUGAAAGGGCUCCUUGUGAAAACGUCAAUUAGAACCAUGCUAGGGGAAAUACAUAGCACUACGACACUUGAAGCAAAUAUAACUUCCUCUCUUGAGACAAUUUCCCAAACAAAAUUAGAAACCAUUGUGAUGAACGGAAGUGUUGUGGAAAGAAAGUCUACCAUCGAACUUGUUGAGAAUGUGUAUGAAAUCGGUUGUACUGAAUCAGUGAAUGGAGAAAUUAAGUUUUCAACAAAGAAAAACUUAGCCCAAUCUAAUGUAUUAGGGUUAAUUGCCGAGGGUUCGGAUUUGAUUUUUCAGCGAAUUUUGGUUAAAUCUGCUUUUUCUGUUCCUUUCGAGGUUAUUGGUUUAGAUACAGAUUAUAAUCUAGCCACGGUGUCCUAUAUUGAUCUUGGAGAAAGAAACGUAUCCAUCGGAAAUAGUGAAAUAUCAUUGAGAGGAAUCCAGAGGACUGUGCAUUCUCAAAAAGCCCUUCCGUCAUCCUGGCAAACUUACUUUAUGCAGGACGGCCAUAUGAUACUAAGAAUACAAGUUGGCUCUCCGAUCACCAUAAAGGCGAACGCCAUACCUGAAUUGUUCAAAAAAGAAAUGUAUUUGCCUAAACCAGUCGUCACAAAGGUUUCCUUAAAUUGGGAAGAUGAUCUGGAACUUUAUUCGCGUUUUUUAGACCGAAAGGAUGAAAUCAAAGCUCAAUAUCUUUUAUAUCUGCGCGAUCACCCAGAGAUACAUGAUAUGAUUUCUGACUUUAUUAAAUCAUUAUUACUUCAUAAACCAGAUGAGGUAGUGAAAUACGCUUCAGAAUACUUCAAGAGUUUUUCAGCUCGCGCGUUACCGAGUAGAAUAUUUUCUGUUAAAACUGUAUAAGUGUAAUUACUUUCUAUCAGGACAUAUGUUAUUUAUUUUGUUUUUUUUCUUCAGACGUGUUUAGACCGUUUAUUUUUUCCUUAUUUACUUGAAUAUCAGGUUUCCCAUCUUUGUUCUCACCCAGUGUCCUUUAGUAACUGCAUAAUUAAUUUCUGAAAAUAUAUAUUAUUUUGGUUGUUUGCCUUGACAAUGUAGGUGUGAUAACCUAGGAAUUCUUUUAAAUAAGUUUCAGAAAUAUCAUCAGAUUCACAAAGUUGUAAUUAAUUCAAUGACUUGAAAUAUUUCCGAAAAUCAUUUUCAGCAAACCUUAAUAAAGAAAUAAGAGAAAAGGCCUGAAAAUUGGUAAAAUAGAUGUCUAGUAGUAUCUCUGAAAUAAUUCUAAGGCUCAUCGUGGAAGAGUAGUUAUAUAAGCGCGACAAUGAUUUCUCUCUGACAAAGUUAUAUAGCUUACAUAACAUAAAAUUAUUUUACAAACGGCGUGCCUUAAUAAUGUGUAAAUUUGAAUUCCAGGUAGAAAAUGUAUUCUCUUACAAUACACUACGAUGAUAAAUUUCGACGGUGAAGAAUUCAUAUAUAGAACCUAAUUUGAACGGCGGUCAUAAAGUUCUUAUCGACUUUAACUGUAUUAUUAUUAACUUACAACCAUGUUGGAAAUUACGUUGAUACACGAUAACUCUGUUUUUAUAUUGACUUAACUACUGAUACAAGUAGGUAACAAAAUAAAUAUGCUCCACACAAAUAAGAAAAUGAGUUUUUGGGAGAUGGGGAGAGGCGAGGAAGCAUUGUCGAAUAAAUAAAUGAAAAAAACAAAUUAUAAUAGGGGAGACUAGUCAGUUCGAAAAAUACAAAUAAAAAGCACUUUUUUCAGUUAAGGAAGUUCCUUUGGCUUUUACCAGGAAUUUAAAAUGAAACUACAGAACGCCCGUCAUUGACUUUUGUUGUGAGCCAUGCCUGAUAACUUUUUAAGUCAAUGGCUAUACUACCUCUAAGAUCCGAACAUAGGAAUCGUGAUAAACCAGCAGUUGGCUUCUUUCAUACCGCUCCUCCAUGUCAUAUAUUCAACACUUAUCUAUUUCUGUGUAGGUUCAGAGUCGGCAAAGAAACCAAAAUGUAGAUCUCGCUGUGAAAAAAUUCUUAGCACGUGCCAAAGCCAGCGAGGCCGGUAUUUCAUGGUGGGGACCAACUGAAUUAUUGCCACUUAGCCCUAAUACAAACGAUUGGACUCCAAGAUUACCAGUGGUAUUCUCACUAGUUAUCUGCACUCCUUUGGAGACAACAGUCAUCAAACAGAAAGUUACCAAACAAUCAACUUGGGGAGGCCGGGUUUUAAGAGCUUGAACCAAAACUGCUCUCACAAACGCGUCGUAGACCUGGUCUUUUACAGCCGGACUAACAUCAUAAUGAC
Molecule: messenger RNA, 2595 nt
Organism: Schistosoma haematobium
Lineage: Eukaryota; Metazoa; Platyhelminthes; Trematoda; Strigeidida; Schistosomatidae
Exons: 8
Coding region: 162-1190 (342 amino acids)
Source: RefSeq, a predicted model, not a curated record